Messenger RNA from Penicillium cataractarum, 1740 nucleotides. Its product is annotated as GMC family oxidoreductase. Bases 1 to 1740 code for a protein of 579 amino acids. The record is from RefSeq and is a predicted model, not a curated record. The transcript has a single exon. Lineage: Eukaryota; Fungi; Ascomycota; Eurotiomycetes; Eurotiales; Aspergillaceae. Gene Ontology annotation, molecular function: flavin adenine dinucleotide binding; oxidoreductase activity, acting on CH-OH group of donors.
AUGGCUAUUCAGGACGGUGCUCGCUUUGAUUUCAUCGUCGUUGGUGGUGGCACCGCAGGCAACAUCGUUGCUUCCCGUCUUGCGGAAAACCCCUAUGCCAGAAUUCUAGUCGUCGAAGCCGGUAUUGGUAACUCGAAGGACAAUGAGGACAUCCGGACUCCCGCACUGGCAAUGGAUCUCCGUGGUAGCAAGCACGACUGGGCCUAUAAGACGACCAUGGUCAAGCGUGACGACUAUGAGCGGAUUGAGAAGCCUAAUACACGUGGGAAGGCCCUUGGCGGCAGUUCAUCACUGAACUAUUUCUCCUGGGUGCCGGGUUCGAAGGGGACAUUCGAUAUGUGGGAGGAGUAUGGUGGGAAGGAAUGGACCUGGGAUCCUCUUGUUCCUUACCUUCGCAAGAGUGUCACUUACCAUGACGACGCCGGUUUGUUUCCGAAGGAACUUAAGAAGAUUGGCGGGGGUGGUCCGAUUCCGAUUGCCCACGCUGAUCUUAUGCCAGAGAUGAAGGGCUUCCGUGACCUCCUCACUAAGGCCUGGAAGUCCACCGGCGAGCCUGUCACCGACAAUAUCUUCGACGGCAAGAUGAAUGGGCUCACAUAUAGUGUGAACACUAUCUAUAAGGGUCGCCGGUCGGGUAGCUUCCUCGCGGUCGCGGAUAAACCGAAUAUUACUAUUCUUCCUGAAGUCAACUCAAAGUGCCUUAUUAUCGACGAUGCUGAUCGUGUCGCUAAGGGCGUGACCGUGAUCACUGGCUCUGGGCAAGAGCUAAGCUUUUACGCUACUCGUGAAGUUAUCGUCUCCCAGGGUGUUUUUGAAAGCCCUAAGCUCCUGAUGCUUAGUGGUAUUGGACCGGCGCCCGAACUGGCCAAGCAUAAUAUCCCGGUGAUCGUGGAUUCGCGUCACGUCGGCCAGCACCUCUUGGAUCACCCCGGUGUCCCCUUUGUUCUUCGUCUUAAGGACAGUUUCUCGAUGGAUAGCCACGUCUUACGAAAGGGUCCCCUACAAAAUCAAGCUUUGUCAGCGUACUCUAAGGGUCACGCUGGCCCUAUGGGAUCACCCUUCCUCGAGAUGAUCGGUUUCCCUCGAAUCGACAAGUACUUGGAAAAGUCCCCUGAGUACCGUAAGGCAAAGGCUGCUAAUGGUGGCCUUGAUCCCUUCUGUCCAUAUGGCCAGCCCCAUUUCGAGCUUGAUUUCAUCCCACUAUUUGGCAGUGCCUUCCAGUGGCACUUCCCACACCCCAACAAAGGCAGCUACAUGACGGUUAUGGUAGAUCUCGUUCGACCCGUCUCGGAGCCUGGAGAGGUUACCCUGAAUAGCGCCGAUCCCCUUCAGCAAGCUAACAUCAACUUGAACUACUUCAACGAUGACCUUGACGUUAUUGCUAUCCGCGAAGGCAUCAGAUUCACCUAUGAUGUCCUCAAAAAUGGCGAAGGGUUCAAGGAUAUCGUUGAGGACGAGUAUCCCUGGGACAUGCCGCUGGACGAUGAUGAAGCGAUGAAAAGAACUGUGUUAGAUCGUUCUCAGACUUCGUUCCACCCCUGUGGCACUGCCCGUCUGUCCAAGAACAUCCAACAGGGUGUGGUGGACCCGAACCUCAAAGUCCACGGAGUCAAGAACCUCCGUGUUAUCGAUGCCUCUGUCAUCCCUGUUAUUCCAGACUGCCGCAUCCAGAACUCAGUUUACAUGAUUGCUGAAAAAGGCGCAGACGCGAUCAAACGCGACCACCAGGAUCUUUACUAG